Messenger RNA from Oncorhynchus nerka (sockeye salmon), 3425 nucleotides. RefSeq names its product thymus-specific serine protease-like. Lineage: Eukaryota; Metazoa; Chordata; Actinopteri; Salmoniformes; Salmonidae. The transcript has 19 exons. Gene Ontology annotation, biological process: proteolysis. The coding region runs from base 226 to 2352 and encodes 708 amino acids. Gene Ontology annotation, cellular component: mitochondrion. Gene Ontology annotation, molecular function: serine-type exopeptidase activity; delta(3,5)-delta(2,4)-dienoyl-CoA isomerase activity. The record is from RefSeq and is a predicted model, not a curated record.
CAUGCGCUAGUUUAGUGGAACAACUCUUGAGAUUGUGUUCACAGCAUGCGCUCUUUGCUCACAGUAAUAGUAAAUACCCGUAUCUGUUUUCAAUACCUUUGGUGCUUGUAGCUAUAAGCGUUGAACAACACUACAUUUUACUUGACAGCCAGCUAGUUGCGGCAAGUAGACCGACUGCGCCUUUCAUUUGUUUCUUGCUCUCGAAUUUGAUUUAGUCGAAGGGCUAUGACAUUCAUUAUCAGAUCAGCUCUCGUGAAAAACAGGAGUUUAUGGCUUCCAGGUCUCAGUGCUGUAAGGGCCAUAUCCUCUCCGGGGGGCCCCACUCCUCCUUUUACCACCCUGUCUGUCAGUCAACCUGCCACUGCUGUCACUCACAUAGAGCUGCACCGGCCAGAGAAACGCAAUGCCAUGAACAAAGCCUUCUGGAGAGAAAUGGUGGAGUGCUUUACACAGAUAGCUGAGGACCCGGAUUGCCGGGUGGUUGUCGUCUCCGGUGCAGGAGACGUCUUCACAGCUGGCAUUGACUUGAUGGACAUGGCCAGUGAAGUCUUGCAGCCUGAAGGGGACGACAUGGCCAGGACUUCCUGGAACAUGCGACGCAUCAUCGCCAAGUACCAGGAAACCUUCAGCGUCAUUGAAAGGUGUCCAAAGCCAGUGGUUGUGGCAGUGCAGGGAGCUUGUGUUGGAGGAGGAGUGGAUCUGAUCACAGCCUGUGAUAUCCGUCUCUGCACUCAAGAUGCCUGGUUUCAGGUGAAGGAAGUAGAUAUUGGCCUAGCAGCUGACGUUGGAACUCUGCAGCGCCUACCUAAAGUCAUUGGGAGCCGGAGCCUGGUCAAUGAGUUGGCUCUGACAGCGAGGAAGAUGUACGCCGAUGAGGCCAAGGAAAGUGGAUUAGUCAGCCGUGUAUUUCCGGACAAGGAGGCGAUGUUGGCUGGAGCUCUUGAGAUGGCAGGGGAGAUAGCAGGCCGCAGCCCUGUGGCUGUCCAGGGAACCAAGGUCAACCUGAUCUACUCCAGAGACCACAGUGUGGCAGAGGGCCUGAACUACAUGAGGUUUUUCGUGAAUGAAGCCUAUUGGGAGCGUCCUCAUGGCCCAGUGUUCCUGUUCAUCGGAGGGGAGGGCCCCAUCUCUGAGUUCAAUGUGCUGGCAGGCCACCAUGUGGACAUGGCUGAGGAGCACGGGGCCCUGCUUGUGGCCUUGGAGCAUCGUUUCUAUGGCGAGAGCAUCAACAAAGAUGGCCUGGAGACUGAGAACCUGGGAGACCUGUCCAGCCAGCAGGCUCUUGCCGACGUCGCAGAAUUCCAUCAAUACAUCAGCGAUCGCUUUGACCUCUCUGACAAGAAUACCUGGAUCAGCUUUGGAGGUUCCUAUGCUGGGGCCUUGUCUGCCUGGCUCAGGGGAAAGUUCCCUCACCUGGUCUACGGUGCUGUGGCCUCCUCUGCUCCUGUCAAAGCCAAACUGGACUUCUCCACCUUCAACAAAGUGGUGGGUCUGAGCCUUGCGGACGAGGACGUUGGAGGUUCAGAUAAGUGUGUGGGGGACGUCUGGGAGGCCUUUGCUGCCGUGGAGGCCGCCCUGUUUGCAGGAAAUGCCACUGAGGUGGGGAAGGACUUUGGGUGCUGUGAGAUCCCUGAGAAUCUGGAGGACCAGAUCGAGGUCAUGCAGAGCCUGGCCGACAUCGUCAUGGGAACCGUGGAGUACAACGAGGAGGGGGGAAUCCUGACUAUUGAGGAGAUCUGUAAAAUAAUGACCAAUGAGACAGAGACCUACGAUUCGGAGACUGAGGCAUACGACCGGCUGAUCAAGCUGGUGCAGAUCUACCGGGCCACAGGCGAGGAGCCCUGUCUGGAUGCGUCCCACAAGCAGACCAUCCAGGACCUGAGUGACACGAAUCUGGACUCUGCCUACAAUGGAGAGAGACAGUGGUACUACCAGACCUGCACUGAGUUCGGCUUCUUCCAGACGUGUGAGGACGCCAGCUGUCCCUUCUCCCGCAUGCUGACCCUGCAGGCUCAGACCGACCUGUGUCCUGAGGUGUUCAACAUCCCCCAGCACAGUCUGCCCGGACACAUCGCCUUCACCAACAAGUACUAUGGAGGAGACCACCCCGACACCGACAGGGUGCUCUAUGUCAACGGUGACAUUGACCCCUGGCAUGAGCUCAGUGUUCUGGAAGAGGACUUGGACAAGGAGGACAAAGAUAUGGCCAUCCUCAUCAAGGGCACCUCCCACUGUGCCGACAUGAAUCCCGGCGGCGCUGCAGACCGCCCCGCCCUGAAGCAGGCCCGCAAAGCCAUUGAGAGGAAAGUUGCCAAGUGGCUGAAGGAAGCUGCCUGGAAGCUUGUGGGCUGAUGGACCCAACGACAGGUUACCUGAUCAUCUGACCUUCCUGAUCACUCAGCCAAUCAAACUUUGGGCAGUGAAUCACAUGGUGCUGUGGACUGAGCCCCUCUUCAUGUUUCUCCCCAUGGGUCAGGUCCUCUAAGGUGGUGUUCUUCUGUUUUUUUUUUCUAACAUUCUUCUAGUGUUUUCCUAUUGUUUUUCCUUUGGUUUUUCCUGGUGUUUUCCUAAAAUUUUCUAGUGUUUUUCCUAUGGUUUUUCCUGGUGUUUUCCUAACAUUUUCUAGUGUUUUUCCUAUUGUUUUUCCUGGUGUUUUUCUAGUGUUUUUCCUAUGGUUUUUCCUGGUGUUUUCCUAAUGUUUUUCUAGUGUUUUUCCUAUGGUUUUUCCUGGUGUUUUCCUAAUGUUUUUCUAGUGUUUUUCCUAUUGUUUUUCCUGGUGUUUUCCUAAUGUUUUUCUAGUGUUUCUCCUAUGGUUUUUCCUGGUGUUUUCCUAAUGUUUUUCUAGUGUUUUUCCUAUUGUUUUUCCUGGUGUUUUCCUAAUGUUUUUCUAGUGUUUCUCCUAUGGUUUUUCCUGGUGUUUUCCUAUUGUUUUUCCUGGUGUUUUCCUAACGUUUUUCUAGUGUUUUUCUAACGUUCUUCUAGUUUUUACAUUUGUGGUUUUCUAACGUUUCUCUAACGUUUGUGUUUUUCCUAACGUUUUCAUAGUGUUUAUUGAACGUUUUUAUAGCGUGCUUGAAUUUACUCCAGUAUAUAAGUUAUAGAUUUAUAUUUUAAUAGACAGUUUUAGUAAUUUAGGGAAACACUUAUAAUGCUGUACACAGUAUUUAAGUUUCCUAACUACGCACUAGUAGCGUAUAGCUAACCAGAGAGUCUCAGUAUAAGACGACUUUAACAUCAUGGAGUGUUCUAAGGUUUACAGACUGUUCACACAUUUUCCUUGGUCUGGAUUCAGUGAAGUUAUCGCAGACAAGACAUCUGAAUGUGUGCUGGAUUGCUUUGUAGCUUGUGUGGAUCUUUUUAGGAGGAGUUCAUUUGAUUUAAUCCUGCAAGUUGGAAAAGUAUCAUGAAUAAAAGUUUGCUGAUAA